CGAGAACCAUGGACUACUCGUACUUGAACCAGGCGGCAGCAGCCGCGGCUGCGGGUUUCGAAGCCUCGAGCUGCGCCUUGGCCGCAAGCGAGAUGCAGUGCGCCGGUUACGGGGAUCUCGGCUCCUGCUCUCAGAUGAGCCAGGCAGCUUACCGGUACACGGCCGCGCGGGCUGCCGCCGGAUAUCCGGGUAAUGCCGGGACCGGUGGCGGGGGCGGGGCCGGAGGUCAGGGACUUGGCGCUCACCACGCGGCCCAUCCUCACGCACACGCGCACCACGCUGGACACGCGGGUGCCUGCUCAGUCAUGGCCGCGAGGAGUCAGGACGUCGUGCAUCGGCACGCAGCCUCCAUCUUCCCCUCGGCCAUCAAUCUGCAGGGCGGUCUUGGAUACAAGGCGUACGCCGGUCACGACGGCCUCGCGGAGAAGCGCAAGCAGCGCCGUAUACGAACGACGUUUACGUCGGCCCAGCUCAAGGAGCUCGAGAGUGCCUUUCAGGACACGCACUACCCCGAUAUCUACACGAGGGAGGAGAUCGCACUGAGGAUUGAUUUGACGGAGGCCAGGGUGCAGGUUUGGUUCCAAAAUCGUCGCGCCAAAUUUCGCAAGCAGGAGCGUCUCGCCCAGCAAAAGUCCGGAUCCUCGCAGUCCGGAGGCUCAACUAUCGACGGAGGCUCAUCCGCAGGGGGUGGGGCUCCCAGUCCACUGUCCGGUAACGUGAAAGCCGAGGGUCACUCGCCCCGUAGCCCAGCAACCCCACCGAGCAGUAAUACAGAAGUGAAACCAAUCGCCAAUCAGAAUCUGCUUAGUGUCAAGCACCAGCAGCAACAGCAGCAACAGCAGCAACAGCAGCAACAGCAGCAACAGCAACAGCAGCAACAGCAACACCAGCACAGCGAGGCCCACACCGGGGACACGGGAAAUUCGCCCAACGGGCGGGUGGGUGGCGGUGCCUGGGGUUCAUGCAGUCCUCGGCCCUUCUCCGCGGCUCUCCCGCCCUAUCUCCUCGAUCCCCUGCCUCUCAAGACGGCGAAUCUCUAUUGAAGAUACUUCUCGAGGGCACCUGACGUCUACAGUCCAUUAAUU
Ceratosolen solmsi marchali is the source of this 1085-nucleotide messenger RNA. RefSeq names its product paired mesoderm homeobox protein 2A. Gene Ontology annotation, biological process: regulation of transcription by RNA polymerase II. The transcript is spliced from 3 exons. Gene Ontology annotation, molecular function: DNA-binding transcription factor activity, RNA polymerase II-specific; RNA polymerase II transcription regulatory region sequence-specific DNA binding. The record is from RefSeq and is a predicted model, not a curated record. The coding region runs from base 9 to 1043 and encodes 344 amino acids. NCBI's taxonomy places the organism in Eukaryota, Metazoa, Arthropoda, Insecta, Hymenoptera, Agaonidae.